GGUCCUAUGUCAGUGACCUUUCCCACCCAAUUAAAGAUUAGAUCCUUCGAUAAGGGCAGGUCCUACCAAUCAACACGCCGUUUCGGGGACGCCUGAUUGGUGGAUUGGACCCUUGCUGUUUCAGGUCCAAACGAAUGUUUAGCAACUAAUUGACGCUUUGUCGACGCCUGAUGAAAAUAGCGAUCGGUGCUCAAUAUUCAUGAAAGAAGAAGACACGCGAACGAGACAGUUCAACGUUGCCGUUCAGGGCACGGCCGCUGUUGCGCUAUUGAUCUAUUACAGGGGAGACUCCCGAGGGAAUGCCGGCUCUGGCAACGUCGGUGAGAAAAAGCGCUCUUCCAGGAGUAUGGAGGGUCAUUGCUUGAAGGGGACGGUUCCACUCUUCAGAAGGGAAACAACUAAAUAAUCCAUUUCUUCAAUCCAUGAAUUUGUGGAUCAGAG
This is a messenger RNA of Nezara viridula (southern green stink bug), 441 nucleotides long. The record is from the annotation of a GenBank genome assembly. Lineage: Eukaryota; Metazoa; Arthropoda; Insecta; Hemiptera; Pentatomidae.